This is a messenger RNA of Nothoprocta perdicaria, 3347 nucleotides long. RefSeq names its product ring finger and FYVE like domain containing E3 ubiquitin protein ligase (gene RFFL). The transcript has 7 exons. Bases 161 to 1243 code for a protein of 360 amino acids. Gene Ontology annotation, molecular function: ubiquitin protein ligase activity. Gene Ontology annotation, cellular component: plasma membrane; cytoplasm. Lineage: Eukaryota; Metazoa; Chordata; Aves; Tinamiformes; Tinamidae. The record is from RefSeq and is a predicted model, not a curated record. Gene Ontology annotation, biological process: protein K48-linked ubiquitination; negative regulation of extrinsic apoptotic signaling pathway via death domain receptors; proteasome-mediated ubiquitin-dependent protein catabolic process.
GUGCUCUAGAAGCCGAAUGCCCAGAUGAAUUCAGAUUUCUUUGUAAACUCCCAAGCGCAAGUUUAUAGCACUGUGGUGUUCUGGAAUAUUUUUGCAUGGGUGGUCUUAGAAGAUUACAAAACUCUGCAUUUCACACUGGGUCAUUAGGAUUGCAGCUACUAUGUGGGCAAGCUGCUGCAACUGGUUCUGCCUGGAUGGCUCUCCCGAGGAGAUGCAGGCGCCGGCGCCGACGGGAGCCCGCGCCCAGGCCUACGCCAACCCCGGCUACAGCUCCUACCCGUCGCCCACGGCCCCCGAGCAGAGCUGCACGGCGUGCGGGACGCGCUUCAGCGGCGCCAAGCACGUUUGCUUGGACUGUAAGAAGGAUUUUUGCACGUCCUGCUCGAGCCAGCCCGACAGCGGUCCCCUUCUGUGCCACCUGUGCCAGCGUUUCCGAGCCACAGCUUUUCAGCGGGAAGAGUUGAUAAAGAUGAAGGUGAAGGAUCUGCGAGACUAUUUGGCGCUCCGUGACAUUUCCACAGAGCUGUGUCGGGAAAAGGAGGACCUGGUGUUUCUGAUUCUUGGCCAGCAGCCUGUAAUUGCCCAAGAAGAUCAGAUACAAACACCUUCUAUAAAUAGCAGUGCCUCUGGACAGCAAGACUUUGUGAUUCUCCCACCGAGCAGCAGAGCAUCUUCUACCUCACAUGAUGUGUCUCCGCUGUCUGCAGACCCCAUCUCAAGUUCACUAGCUCAGGAACAUCCACAGGCAAAUGGGUUUGUACUUCUGAGCCAAGUCGAUAUGGCAGGAGUUGAGAAUUCAGCAGAAGCAUCAGCAGAGGAGGAGACACAGUCUGUCGACUCGGAAGAAAACCUGGUGCAGGGGCGGAGGGCUUCCCUUUCUGACCUGACCAGCAUUGGGGAUAUUGAUGCGCUCACUGUGCGGCAGCUGAAGGAAAUUCUUGCUCGCAACUUUGUCAACUACAAAGGCUGCUGUGAGAAGUGGGAGCUGCUGGAGCGCGUGACUCGCCUUUAUAAGGAGAAAGACCUUCAACAUCUAGUUUCUGACACUGACGAUCGAACUGGUGGUGCUGGGCUCCCUGGCGCAGAGGAAAACCUCUGCAAAAUCUGCAUGGACUCCCCCAUUGACUGUGUCCUGCUAGAGUGUGGCCACAUGGUCACUUGCACCAAGUGCGGGAAGCGGAUGAGCGAGUGUCCCAUCUGCAGGCAGUAUGUGAUACGAGCUGUCCACGUCUUUAAGUCCUAAGUGUCUAUGAGUGAGAACGGUCAUGCCUUAAAGCCUCAUCUGCUGUUAGAGAAAUGGUCACAGUCACUGCAGAUAGGUCAGAGAUUAGCACAUGGACCUCGCAGGGAGCUGGAGUUUAUAGGCAAGGUGAGGAAAGGAGGAAGCUUGGAGAGUUGCUCUUAUUCCAGCCAUGCUUGGCUCCGCCCUUCCCGCUCUCGUGCUUUACACCACAGUGCCUGAACUCCCAGGAGCUUAUUGGCAGUAGCAGAGGCCAAAAUAAUUAACAACAUGCAUUCUAGAAUAACUUGAUCCACUAGUGUUGGGGCUAGAGAAGUGCUUGGCUUUCCAGCACAGCCAUCAGAUUGUGAGGCUUCCCAUUUCCUCUGGUUAAUAAACAAGCUGGACUGGGGUCUCAAAAAGUGAUGUCGUCUGUUUUUUUGCUGCUACUGAAUUCUGAUUUUGCUUCCCUCAUGCUACGUUAGGCUUCACACCCCCCGAUAACUUCACCGUCAAAGAGUAAAAUUUUGCUGGGCUUGUUUUGGGCUUGCUUUUUCUUUUGGCAAUUUAAUUUUAGCUACUUCUACUUGCAGGACAGGCAGACUGCCUCUGUUAUCCAUAUUCAGAAUGAGUUUAAUUCUAGCCUAGUGGGAUUUUGAAGAAAUGUGUCAUUUUAUUUGAAGACAGGCUUUGUACUGUUACAAAAUGUAAAGCGAGUAAGAGGUGUCUGGGACAUAACAGCCUUGCCUUGUGUGGAGGCUUCUUCUUUGUUUACAGGCCAGCAAGAGUGAGAUUCUUAAUUUACUGCUGCUGGUUCCUCUAACUUCCUAGUACGUACCAGUGCUUAUUUAAAAACUGAUCUGACUUCAGGUAAUUAAGAGCUGGGAAUCUAGGACUCUAGUCUUUUAGAGGGUUUAGUGGGCUGUAGAGUUAAGAAUUCUGUUGCUACAAUCAUAUUUAAGUGCAGGUAAUUUUUCAGAUUGGAGAGUCAAGGCUAAAGACUUGAAGGGAAGCAGAGGCCAAACUUUCACUCCUUGCUCAGCUUAUUGAUCUAGGGAAGAUAAUGAUCAUCACUGCAGCGGCUUCUGUUUGCUAAUGAGCUUCCCUCUUAUCCUCUUCGCUCAAUUUUACAGUCCUGUUAUAUUAAGCCUGCUUAUCAAACACCAUUUGUUUUGUGCCUGUGAUGGUGGCUAAGAGACUCUCUGCUCUGGUAUGUGACAAUCAUGAACUCGUCGGGCUGCUUCCCGAGCAGCGUGCUCAUUUGCAGGAGCCAAAUGAUAACUGACAUCUUUUUCCCUUGGUGGCCUGGGCACUCUGGCUGGCAACGCACUGCUCGGUUUUGGAAUCUCGAUGCCUUAAGUUUGCAGCCACCACAGGCCUGUAAACUUAUCUCAAGUCCUGGGGGAAGCUGAGUAACUCGUGCUGCAGUUUUUUCUUGCCUGGCUUUCCCCUUUAGGGGGUGGUGAUGACUUGCUGUUCAACUUGAAUCUCUGUAUGUGGUGUUGGGGGAGGAACAGCCUAAAUACAAGUGUCCACUUCUAGCUUUUGCAGUAAUGGAAGUGUAAUUACAGAAGUGAGCGCUAAAGCCAUCUAUUUUUGCAAUAAAUAUAAUGUAAGUUAACAGCAAAUUAAGCUUUUGUAGUCUUUAAUGCACAGCUGCAACUGAUAUGAAGUAGAUGGAUCUCUACAAGUGAGAAAUAAAAAAGGCAUUUGAGGGGAACACAUCUGUCAUUGAGAACCGCAGCACUACUGUGGUGUCUCUGCACUCCAUGAAGAAGGGACGGCUGAUGAGGUUUACUGAACUAAAACUUCAGAGUUUUACCUCUUUCCUCCAAUUCAGGUUUGUCUCUGAGUUACAGCUUAAAGCUUUACAUCUUCCAGCACGAUCAUGUUAAAAUAGUAACUGCCUACAUGCAAAAUUACGCCUUUAAAGAACCUCACAGGAGAGGUCCAGACAAAAACUUGCAAAGCUUGGAACAGCCUCCUGGGUAAACUCCCUGUGAGUUCAGCCCUUUCAGUAAUACCAGGCCUGGCAUGGAGAUUGCAGGGGGGAAGAUUGUUCCCCUGUGGACAGGUCUGCUUUUGUAUGUAAAGGGUGGGUAUAAACAACUGAACGAGGUGCAGAUCA